Molecule: messenger RNA, 661 nt
Organism: Asparagus officinalis (garden asparagus)
Lineage: Eukaryota; Viridiplantae; Streptophyta; Magnoliopsida; Asparagales; Asparagaceae
Product: cytochrome c oxidase copper chaperone-like
Exons: 2
Coding region: 125-367 (80 amino acids)
Cellular component (GO): mitochondrial intermembrane space
Molecular function (GO): copper ion binding; copper chaperone activity
Source: RefSeq, a predicted model, not a curated record
GUAGUUGAGUUGGGGGGCAUUUAAGCACGGGGAAGUAACAGAAGAAAGUCUGCGGAGAAAAAAGAAAACAGAGAGGAGGAAAACAUCGGCCUGCAAAAGAAAGGUUUUGAUUAAUUUGGCUUCAAUGGGUAACACACAAGUAACUGCGCAAUCUGAGCAGAUAGCACCAGAAUCCCCAGCAAUCACUCAAGACCUGACUACAAAAGGACCAGAAGCCGAUGCAAAGCCGAAGAAGAAAAUUUGCUGUGCCUGUCCUGAAACAAAGAAGCUUAGAGAUGAAUGCAUUGUGCAACAUGGAGAGAACAAAUGCGGUAAAUAUAUUGAAGCCCACAAACAAUGCCUACGGGCUGAAGGGUUCAAUGUGUGAUGAUCUUUGGAUGAUAGUUCAGGCUGAUAACAGUUAACUUUUCAGAGAUCUUGGAUGAUUUUUUCCCCCCAAAACGUAUACUUGAUCUGUUCAUCUGUUUGAAGAUGUAAUGAAUAAAAAUGCCACAAUGUUUUUUUAUGGAUAUGUCUAUUGCUUUGUGCAUGUACACUGCAGUUUUGUACUGAUAUCAUAGCAGUUCGAGGUUUCUUUCUUUACUUAAAAUGUUGGGCUCGCCCACUUAUAGAGAUUUCUUGAUGUUAUCUCAUAAAAUUGCAUCUUUUUAUGUUUGAUGAA